CAAAACACACCAUUCCUUUAUAAAUAUCAUCCUCUAAAAUAAUAAUUCCCCAAUCAAAUUCAGCUCUUCUCCAAAGAGCUCAAUUUGAAGGAGGAGAAAUAAAAAAUAUAUAUAAAAAUGCAUGCACAUUUUCUCAUUAUUAUUCCCAUCGCCACUAUUCUCCUCCUCUUAACCUCCACUGGCUGCACCGCCGCAGCUCGGUCCAGGUCCGACAGAAUUCUACAAAAGCAAUUCCUUGGCCCUCACAAUGCUGCCCGAUAUGCCCUCCGAUUGUCCCCCUUAGUUUGGGACUCCAAAUUGGCUCGCUACGCUCAAUGGUACGCCAACAAGCGCCGGGGGGACUGCGCCCUCCGCCAUUCUGGGGGCCCUUAUGGCGAAAACAUCUUCUGGGGUAGCGGCAAUGAGUGGACUCCGGCUCAAGCCGUGGCCGAUUGGGUGUCGGAGCGAAAAUGGUACAGUUAUUGGGCAAAUUCUUGCGUUGAGGGUGAACUAUGUGGUCAUUAUACUCAAAUUGUGUGGCGGUCCACUCGGCGGAUUGGAUGUGCUAGAGUCACUUGUAACGACGGUAAAGGCGUUUUUAUCACUUGCAAUUAUGAUCCACCGGGUAAUUACAUUGGGAUGAGACCUUAUUAAAAUUAAUCUCUCUUUAAUAUCUCUCUCUCUAUAUAAGUAAAAAGACAUUAAUUAUUGUAUUUAUUUCUAAAGGGUUAAUUUGGAGUUUGUAUAUUAUAUAUUUUGUGGAGUGAAAUGGGAAAAAAAAAAAAGAGAAGAAAAUUGUUUGUAAAAGUUGUGUUGUUCAUGUCUUUGUCAUAUUUUCACAUGUAAUUGAUUGAUUUUAUGUGCUGUAUCCCCUAAUAUUUAUUAUUAGUUUUUUUUUUUUUUUUCUUUUUUGGUUCUGUCCCAUUCAAGGAGAGGUGUAUAUUUCCAUACCCCUCCAAAUAAAUUUUACAUUAUUAAAUAUAUACUCCUUUUUGUUUAUGGAUUAAAA
Cucumis melo (muskmelon) is the source of this 988-nucleotide messenger RNA. RefSeq names its product pathogenesis-related protein PR-1. The record is from RefSeq and is a predicted model, not a curated record. Gene Ontology annotation, cellular component: extracellular region. The transcript has a single exon. Lineage: Eukaryota; Viridiplantae; Streptophyta; Magnoliopsida; Cucurbitales; Cucurbitaceae. Bases 118 to 633 code for a protein of 171 amino acids.